GGGUUAGCGCACUAAGCAGGAGAAAGAGUGGCGCGAAACAGUUUCUUCAAAGUUCAGACACUAUAAUAUCUGGUGUGGCUCUUUGCCCUAACCCUAGUUUUGAGAGUUUCAGAGCUUGCUCUUACUUCUUCUAAUGCUGAUACUCUAAAACAGUUGUAGAGCUUGGUGGUGAUGGCUUCAGGGCUGGGGGUUCACACUCUGACUCUUUUAAGAGAGUUCAGGCCCUUUGGUUUGACAGUGGAAGAGGCAGAUGGGGAAACUCAUGAGAACAGGCCUGAAGAUUAUCAGUAUUCUCUAUUUAAUCCUCAGAUUACCAGAGAUCCAAGAUUUCUAGCUGAGAAUAGCGUGACCUCUGCUUCUUGUGAUCAAAGUGAUCAUGAAAUUUUCAUCAGAGGAAACCGGCUUAUAUGGAGUGCUGGUUCACGAGUUCAUAAACGAUACACCUCCCCAACAUCAAUUGCUAUGGCUUGCUGGUGCCGGAUGGAUUCUAUAUCAGAACCCCUCCUUUGUGUUUUGCAGGACGAUUCAUUGACCAUCCACAGCCCCUCUGGUGAAGUGGUUUCUGUUCCACUUCCUUUUGCCGUUGUAUCAAUCUGGUCCUCCGCAUUUGGAUUACUCCUUCAAAGAUCGAUUGAUGAUUCUCUUCCUUCAUGUCCAACAUUUUCUUCCUAUAGCCCUUUACUAAACGCCAGAGAUUCAUUUCGCUUAAAUAGGGAAUCUGGGGUGGGCCCUCAAUAUAAUCUUAGUGUACAUGGUUCUUCAGGCCACAACUUUAUUGGAGAUAUCUCUACCAUGUCUUCACAUUUCAUACUGAAGCACCCAUUGGAAGAACCUCAGGCAAUUUUUGUUGAAGAAAGAGGGAAAUCAUGCAUAAUGAAUGAUUUGGAAGAAAGCAUAAUUUGGACUAGUGAUGCUAUUCCUGUAAUUGCAACUUAUCACAAGGGGAAGAUGCAACAUUCUGUGUGGCGUGUUGAUAUUGUUGAUGCCAGUGUCACCAUUGCAUCAAGUCUCCUGGUCAAAGAUUUUGUGGUAGAAGAGCAAUCAAAAGCAUAUUGUUUACACAAGAUCUGGCAGGGAAGGUCUGCCCAGCCAGUGGCUAGUAAGGUUUUCUUGGCUACUGAUGUUGAUGAAGUGCCACUUAUUUGUUUUGUGUUCCAAGAACAAAAAGGGCUUUUCUUCAUUAGGCUUCAAACUGGUGCGAGGCAUAAAGAAAUUCUUUAUGACAUGAAGCCUGAUAUGAACUGGACCAUUCCUGCAAUUGCAGCCUUGCCUGUAGUUGUGACGCGCCCGAGGAUCAAGGAUGGAUGGCUUCAGCUUUCUGACGUGCUUGUCUUGUCUACUGAAAAUAACCUUCUCCUUUAUUCCGGACGUCAAUGCCUUUGCAAGUAUUUAUUGCCAACUGGGAUUGGCAGGGUCUCUCACGAUGUGAAGCCUCUUCCAUCGGAUGUUGUUCGUGAAUUUAAAAUUACCGGGUUAGGUGAUGCAGUUGGGGGGCGAAUUAAUAUAAUCAUCAGUGGUGGUCAGAUGUUCCGGUGUUCUUUGCGGAAUUAUCCUAUGUCUUCUCUAGCAAAUGACUGCAUUACUGCUUUGGCGGAAGGCCUUCAUCCAUCUUUCUACCAUCAUUUUGUUGUUAUGCUAUGGGGAAAUGGUGGUUCUUCUUGUUUGUCUAGUGCUGAAUCUUCUACUGAUUCAGAGUGGGAAUCACUUGUCAGUGUUAUAUUGGGGAUGUGUAAACAGUUGGAUUUUUUUCCUCAAAGUCAAUCUGAUACGACUCGCCCCUCCUCUUGGGAGUUCCUUCUGAAUAGCAAGUAUCACUUGAAUUAUUGUAGGAGCAAUUUUAUUACUGGGAUUCCUGUAGCAUGGGGUCAUAAACAAAUGGAGUCCCAUUGCCCCAUGGGUAACAGCACAGCCGAACAAAGUCGAGAAAAAGCAUUUUAUGCACAAAUUCUCACAGAGACAUUGGAUUCGUUGCAUGCUGUCUACGAGAAUUACAAACUUGAUAAUCUUAGAAAAUGGGAUUUAGAGCUACUAGUUGUUCUGUUGAGGAAUAUAGCUGCUUCACUUGGAGAGUCAAACUAUGUUGAUCACUAUGUUCGUGACUUCCCAAGUCUCUUAUCGAAUGCUCGAAGUUCUAAUUCAUUAGCUUCUCCUCAGACUCCUCCCAGUGUAUUCAGAUGGUUGGAAAGCUGUUUGAAACAUGGUUGCGAUUCUGGUAAUAAAGAUGACCUUCCACCUCUAGUUUAUAGAGAUGGUAGUGUUGCCAUAAGCUGGCUGCGGAAAAUAGUUUCUUUCUACAGUCUCCUCCUUGGAACUGGAAGAACAGGCAGGAAGCUUGGCUCUGGUGUAUAUUGCAAUGUUUCUAGUGGAUCGGCUCAUAGUCCAGAAGAACUUACUGUCUUGGCAAUGGUUGCUGAAGGAUUUGGAUCUCAGCAGCUGGACUUAUUGCCUGCUGGUGUAUCGUUACCUCUUCGUCAUGCACUGGACCGAUGUCGGGAAUCACCCCCUGUUGACUGGCCUGCUGCUGCAUAUGUACUUGUGGGCAGAGAGGACUUAGCAAUGACUUGUUUUGGACACAAACCACCAUCUGGCCAAAGUUUGGUUUCUCUAUCAUCUCCAUAUAUGUUACACGUGCGUCCAGUGACUGUGCCUUCAUCAAUUUUCGAUGCAUCUGCAUUGGAUGGUAACACGGUCGAGAAUACCGAUUCUCUUGAUGGGUCUGCUGCAGAUGGCAUGGAGCAAAUCUUCAAUUCCAGCACACAUUUGCGGUUUGGUCGUGACUUGCGCUUGAAUGAGGUCAGGCGCCUCUUAUGUUCUGCAAGACCUGUAGCUGUUCAAACUCCUGUCAACCCUAGCGCGUCUGAUCAAGAUCUCCAGCAGGCUCAGUUGUGGCAGCUAGCUCAACGAACUACUGCAUUGCCUCUUGGACGGGGAGCAUUUACUCUUGCUACCACCUCUACGCUCUUGACAGAGGCACUUGUUGUUCCAAAACUCAAUUUGGCCGGUCGCUUGCCCUCACAACAAAAUGCAACUGUGAAUCUUGAUCCAAAUAUAAGGAAUAUACAGGAACUUAGGUCAUGGCCAGAGUUUCAUAAUGGAGUUGCAGCUGGAUUAAAGCUGGCGCCAUUUCAGGGGAAAAUGUCAAGAGCAUGGAUAUCUUAUAACAAGCGGGAGGAGCCAAGUGUCACUCAUGCGGGGCUUCUCGUAGCGUUAGGUUUGCUUGGGCAUUUACGUGUUCUGACAAUGACUGACGUUUACAAGUAUCUUUCCCAGGAGCAUGAUAUGACAACUGUGGGGGUGUUGCUUGGCAUGGCAGCAGCACAUAGGGGAACAAUGCUGCCUUAUAUAUCAAAGAUGAUUUAUGUUCACAUUCCCUCCCGGCAUCCCGCUUCAUUUCCAGAAUUGGAGUUUGCUACUCUUCUUCAGUCGGCAGCACUUAUGUCUGUGGGUCUUCUUUAUGAAGGUUCAGCACAUCCAUUAACAAUGAAGAUUCUUCUGGGUGAAAUUGGACGUAGAACUGCUGGUGACAAUGUUCUUGAAAGAGAGGGUUAUGCUGUUGCUGCGGGAUCUGCAUUGGGCCUAGUUGGUUUAGGACGGGGCAACGAUUUUAUCGGUUAUAUGGACACUUUGGUGGAUCGGCUUUUUCAGUACAUUUUGGGUGGCAAAGAUUUACGUAAUGAGCGAUCUGCAAAAUUUGCUCCCAUGACAGAGGAUCUUAAUCGCAGUACUGGACAGAUGAUGGAUGGGACACAGGUCAAUGUCGAUGUCACUGCACCUGGAGCUACUAUUGCCCUAGCUUUACUGUUCUUGAAGACAGAAUCUGAUGUGGUGGCUUCAAAACUUUCGGUUCCUGUUACCUUUUUUGAUCUUCAAUUUGUACGGCCUGAUUUUUUAUUAUUGCGUGUAAUUGCCCGGAAUCUGAUACUGUGGAGCAGAGUUUGUCCCAGUAAAGAUUGGAUUGAAGGUCAGAUACCUGAGAUUGUGAAGAAGGGACUAAUGACUAUAGAAGAUGAUACAAGUGACUUUGAUGACUUGGAUGUUGAAGCUCUGGUGCAGGCCUACGUAAAUAUAUUGGCAGGGGCCUGUGUGUCUCUAGGACUAAGAUAUGCAGGCACGAAAAAUGGGCAUGCCCAGGAAUUGUUAAACCAUUAUGCAGUUUUCUUCUUGAAUGAGAUCAAGCCAAUACCUGCUAUGUCUAGGAAUAUCAAGCAUAAAGGGUUAAUGCAAUAUGUAGAUCGUGGUACCCUUGAGACGUGCCUUCAUAUUGUUGUUCUGUCCCUUUCUGUGGUUAUGGCAGGUUCUGGGCAUAUACAAACAUUUCGCCUUCUUAGAUAUUUACGCGGUCGUAACUCUGUGGAUGGGCAUAUCAAUUAUGGCUCACAAAUGGCAGUAAGCAUGGCUAUUGGUUUCUUGUUUCUUGGUGGAGGCAUGCGUACCUUUUCUACUGGAAACAAUGCUAUCGCAGCAUUAUUGAUUUCCCUAUAUCCUCGUCUGCCAACUGGUCCAAAUGACAACCGUUGCCACCUUCAGGUGUUCCGGCACUUCUAUGUUCUUGCUACAGAAGCACGAUGUGUGCAAACAGUUGAUGUUGACACGGGCCUUACAGUUUAUGCUCCACUUGAAAUGACAAUCAAAGAAACAGAACAUCAUGCAGAGACGAAUUUCAGUGAAGUGACUCCCUGCAUUCUGCCAGAACGUGCUAUUCUGAAGUCUGUUCGAGUGUGUGGGCCCAGAUAUUGGCCGCAAAAAAUUGAACUUAUUACCGAAGAGAAACCUUGGUGGGUUGCUGGAGAUCCAGAUGACCCGUUCAACGGUGGUUUGCUCUAUGUCAAGCGCAAGGUUGGGGCAUGCUCAUAUGUGGAUGAUCCCAUAGGGUGUCAAUCUUUAUUGUCACGAGUUAUGCACAAGGUCUGUGAUACUAGUGGGCAUUCUGAAUCUGCAACGAGUGUUAGAGGCAACAGUGAACCUGGUCCAUUUAAAGUGGAUCAAUUAGUCAGUACAUUUUCAGCUGAUCCAAGCUUAAUAGCAUUUGCACAACUUUGCUGUGGUUACUCUUGGAACAACAGGUCAGAUGCUGAUUUCCGUGAAUUUUGCAUUCAAGUGCUGUUUGAGUGUGUUAGCAAGGACAGGCCAGCCCUCCUACAGACCUAUCUUGGCCUCUACACAAUAAUUGGGAUCAUAAGCGAGCAGGUGAAGAGCUGUGAAGUAAUCUUCAAAGAUACCAUCUUUCUAUCCAGUCUAAAGCUUGCAUUGGCGUACAAUGAUGCUUUAGUGGUUGGAAGAUUGGGCUGUCCUAGAGGUGAUCUCAUUCAACGUAUAUUUCUUGCUGCAAUUGGAAAGAGAGUGGAAGAGACUCUCAAGCAUUGGCAAGGACAGAUUGGUGAGCCAUUCUCUCACUUGCUCGAGUAUUUGGGCAAAGGCAACUGGCCCCUCAUGCAACCCCAACAUGCCAUCAGAGAUUCAUUGCUUCUCUCCUGUUACCUUCAAUGGUUUAAUGUGCCGCCUUCCUUUGUGGUGAAGUCAUCACUGGGAAAUAUAGGCUCUGAAAUUUUGUUAGCUGAGUCCCCUGUACAUAAUGUUUCUUUGCCUUUGUUAAGGUUCAUGUUCCCAGAUACUCACAUUUAUGCACUUGGGGAGAUCAGUAGGUUAUUGACCUGAAGUUAGAAGGGACCUUGUAUGUUGUCUAUUCAGCUUUCUAAAGAGCUUUAAAUUUAAUGUGCAGAAAUUAUCAUGGUA
This is a messenger RNA of Amborella trichopoda, 5733 nucleotides long. Its product is annotated as E3 ubiquitin ligase. Gene Ontology annotation, cellular component: anaphase-promoting complex. Gene Ontology annotation, biological process: protein K11-linked ubiquitination; metaphase/anaphase transition of mitotic cell cycle; anaphase-promoting complex-dependent catabolic process. Lineage: Eukaryota; Viridiplantae; Streptophyta; Magnoliopsida; Amborellales; Amborellaceae. Gene Ontology annotation, molecular function: molecular adaptor activity. The record is from RefSeq and is a predicted model, not a curated record.